Molecule: messenger RNA, 1445 nt
Organism: Xylona heveae TC161
Lineage: Eukaryota; Fungi; Ascomycota; Xylonomycetes; Xylonales; Xylonaceae
Product: amino acid permease
Exons: 7
Coding region: 72-1445 (457 amino acids)
Biological process (GO): amino acid transmembrane transport
Cellular component (GO): membrane
Molecular function (GO): amino acid transmembrane transporter activity
Source: RefSeq, a predicted model, not a curated record
GCCCAACGCAACACAUCGCAAACAACGCAAUUUCACUGACGCAACGGCCUCUUCUUUAAUCCGCGAUAGGCAUGGCUGAAAUGGUCACAUACCUACCCAUAUCAUCUCCAUUCAUCCGAUUCGCAGGGCGAUUUGUCGACGAAGCAUUUGGAGUUGCAGCGGGAUACAACUUCUUCGUAUUUGAAGCGGCUCUUGUCCCAUUCGAGAUUGUGGCGUGCAACAUUAUUAUCAAUUUCUGGAGUGACGCCGUACCCGUGGGCGGCAUCAUUGCCAUUGUCAUUGUCUUAUACGCACUCAUCAAUAUCUUCGCUGUCCACUGGUACGGCGAAUCCGAAUUCUGGCUGUCUCUAGGCAAAGUCAUCCUCAUCAUCGGCCUGAUCUUAUACACCAUUGUCACCAUGCUCGGCGGGAAUCCGCUCCACGACCGCUUCGGGUUCCGGUACUGGAAAGAUCCAGGCGCUUUUGCUGAAUAUUACAAGACUGGAGACCUAGGCCGUUUUUUAGGAUUCCUGCAAUGCUUGAUUCUGGCUUCUUUUACCAUCAGUGGUUGCGACUAUGUCAGCAUGGCGGCAGGAGAAGCAGAAAACCCUCGCGCCGUGAUGCCAAAAGCCUACAACGUCGUGUUUUACCGCCUGACUGCCUUUUUCGCGCUGGGCUCUCUCUGCGUCGGGAUCAACGUGCCCUACAACGACCCAGAGCUGAUCGAUGCAUUCUCCAAGAACUUGCCCGGCGCAGCGGCCUCGCCGUAUGUCGUUGCGAUGCGCCGACUACAGAUUGGCGUUCUUCCGGAUAUCGUCAAUGCGGUUGUCUUGACGUCUGCGUUUUCCGCGGGGAACAGCUACGUCUAUUGCGCGAGCCGCAGUCUCUAUGGCCUCGCGCUCGAAGGCAAAGCGCCGAGGUUUCUGGCAAAAUGUACAAAAAAGGGCGUUCCCAUAUACUGUGUCGUCGUCGUGCUGGCGAUUUCGUUGCUCUCGUUUCUGCAGGUCUCGAAUGGCGCCUCGGUCGUGCUGCAGUGGUUUGUCAAUUUGGUCACUGCCUCACAGCUGCUCAACUUCUCCGUCAUGGCAUUUACCUUUCUUCGAUUCAAACGCGCGUGUGAAGUGCAGGGUCUCUCGCGAGAUUCGCUGCCCCACAAGGGCUGGUGGCAGCCAUAUGCGGCGUACUAUGGUCUGGCGGGAUGUCUGACUAUGGCUUUUGUCGGGGGUUAUACCGUCUUCCUUCCUGGAAAUUGGGACGUGCCUACAUUCUUCUUUUCGUAUACCAUGAUUGGCGUUUUCCCAAUUAUUUUUAUUUUCUGGAAAAUAUACAAAAAGACGACGUGGCUCAAGCCAGAGGAAGUGGACUUGUUCAAGGACCUUGACGAAAUAGAAGAGUAUACGCGGAAUUACGUUCCGAGACCUGCGAGGAACGUCUUUGUAAAAUACAUGGACAAGCUCUUCGACUAA